Messenger RNA from Orcinus orca (killer whale), 2385 nucleotides. It is a transcript of the gene CORO6, whose product is annotated as coronin 6. Gene Ontology annotation, molecular function: actin filament binding. NCBI's taxonomy places the organism in Eukaryota, Metazoa, Chordata, Mammalia, Artiodactyla, Delphinidae. The coding region runs from base 268 to 2211 and encodes 647 amino acids. The record is from RefSeq and is a predicted model, not a curated record. The transcript has 11 exons. Gene Ontology annotation, biological process: actin filament organization; cell migration.
GGCAGCGGCAGCUGGGACUGCAGCGACGCCCGGCCCCGAGAGUCGCAGGCAGUGGCCGGAGCGCGCAGCCGAACGCCCGGGCCCCAGACGCCGCGGACACCACGAGAGGCAGUUCCGGUGCCCUGACGCCUCCCUUGGUCCCCAGCGCAGCCCCAACCCCCUCCGCAGAGAAGUCGCAGCGUGAGCGCCCCUCGGCCGGCUCAGGACCAGCUACGGGACUAAGGACCAAAAUUUGGGCACCGAGAUCCUCCAUCUCUGCCCCCAGCUAUGAGCCGGCGCGUGGUUCGGCAGAGCAAGUUCCGCCAUGUGUUUGGACAGGCGGCAAAGGCUGACCAGGCCUACGAGGACAUCCGUGUGUCCAAGGUCACAUGGGACAGCUCCUUCUGUGCCGUCAACCCCAAAUUCCUGGCCAUUAUUGUGGAGGCUGGAGGUGGAGGUGCCUUCAUCGUCCUGCCUCUGGCCAAGACAGGGCGAGUGGAUAAGAACUACCCACUGGUCACUGGGCACACUGCCCCUGUGCUGGACAUCGACUGGUGCCCACACAAUGACAACGUCAUCGCCAGUGCCUCAGAUGACACCACCAUCAUGGUGUGGCAGAUUCCAGACUACACCCCUAUGCGCAACAUUACAGAACCCAUCCUCACACUCGAGGGCCACUCCAAACGUGUGGGCAUCCUCUCCUGGCACCCCACUGCCCGGAAUGUCCUGCUCAGUGCAGGUGGUGACAAUGUGAUCAUCAUCUGGAACGUGGGCACUGGGGAGGUGCUUCUGAGUCUAGACGACAUACACCCGGACGUCAUCCACAGCGUGUGCUGGAACAGCAACGGGAGGCUGCUAGCCACCACCUGCAAGGACAAGACCCUGCGCAUCAUCGACCCCCGCAAGGGCCAGGUGGUGGCGGAGCGAGCCCGGCCUCACGAGGGCGCCCGCCCGCUGCGGGCCGUCUUCACCGCAGACGGGAAGCUACUCAGCACCGGCUUCAGCAGGAUGAGAGAGGUUUGCGGCCCACGAGGGGAUGAGGCCCAUGAGGGCCGUCUUCACGCGCCAGGGUCAUAUCUUCACCACGGGCUUCACCCGCAUGAGCCAGCGAGAGCUGGGCCUGUGGGACCCGGUAACGCAGCUGGACGCUUGGGGUGUGUGCCCCGGGGACUGGCAUCACGGGAGAGGGGCCAGGCGCCCCCCACCCGCAGGGCAUGCCCACCUGGACAGGGCUGGAGGCUGCUGCCCUCUUUGCAGCGCCUGCCAUCCUCACAGCCACCCCUCUGCCCAGUUUUGCUGCGUCGCCUGAAGGAGCCCACGCUGGCGCCCCCGCCUGGUGAUGCCGAGUCCCUGGGGGUGGUUUGCGGUGACUGCAUGCGGCGGUGCAGGGGAUAUAGGUGCGGGGGACCGAGAGUGGUGUACAGGUGUGGGGUCUGCAGCUCUCUUCACCAGAGUUGCCUUGGGAAUGCGUGGGUUUUGGGGAGGGCACGACGCGUAAAGGAGCUUCAGGGGAUCCAGAGCGGCACGGCGAGCGGGACAGGGCUGGUCACGCCUCCUGUGCUCGGGCAGAACAACUUCGAGGAGCCAGUGGCACUGCAGGAGAUGGACACAAGCAACGGGGUCCUACUGCCCUUCUACGAUCCCGACUCCAGCAUCGUCUACCUGUGUGGCAAGGGCGACAGCAGCAUUCGGUACUUUGAGAUUACCGAGGAACCACCUUUCGUGCAUUACCUGAACACGUUCAGCAGCAAGGAGCCGCAGAGGGGCAUGGGCUUCAUGCCCAAGCGGGGACUGGAUGUCAGCAAGUGCGAGAUUGCACGGUUCUACAAGUUGCACGAAAGAAAGUGUGAACCCAUCAUCAUGACUGUGCCCCGCAAGUCAGACCUGUUCCAAGACGACCUUUACCCAGAUACGCCGGGCCCCGAACCGGCCCUAGAAGCGGAUGAAUGGCUAUCCGGCCAGGACGCCGAACCCGUGCUCAUCUCGUUGAGGGACGGUUACAUGCCCCCCAAGCACCGCGAGCUGCGGGUCACCAAGCGCAACAUCCUGGACGUGCGCCCGCCACCCGGCCCCCGCCGCAGCCAGUCAGCCAGCGACGCCCCCUUGUCGCAGCACACCCUGGAGACGCUGCUGGAGGAGAUCAAGGCCCUGCGCGAGCAGGUGCAGGCCCAGGAGCAGCGCAUUACGUCUUUGGAGAACAUGCUGUGCGAGCUGGUGGACGGCACGGACUAGCGCAUCGCGCCGGGGAAGCUCCAAGCCGGGAGGGCAAAGUGGGGCGGAGCGCAAGCACUCCCGCGCCGCCCCGGCUUUGGGUCCUCUGGACCCCGCCUCUCUGGGCCUGGGCCGGGAGUAGGGAGGGAACUCCGCCCCUCGCGGGAGUCCUGGACAAACGAAGCGUUGCGGACA